Molecule: messenger RNA, 1734 nt
Organism: Lepisosteus oculatus (spotted gar)
Lineage: Eukaryota; Metazoa; Chordata; Actinopteri; Semionotiformes; Lepisosteidae
Product: cation channel sperm-associated protein 4
Biological process (GO): sodium ion transport; flagellated sperm motility; sperm capacitation
Cellular component (GO): acrosomal vesicle; sperm principal piece; membrane
Molecular function (GO): calcium-activated cation channel activity; voltage-gated calcium channel activity
Source: RefSeq, a predicted model, not a curated record
AAUAAGUAAGACUAGUUUAGUUCGUCGAAAUCACUAGUAACGAAGAAUGCAGUAGUAGAAACAUGAAGAAUGGAAUCGAGGACAUUUUCUAAAGUGCACACAAGACGUGGUUCGGAGUGGAGGGUCCGGAAGGGGUCCAUACCAGAUGCAGAUGAAGAAGUGGAAGUCACCGACUUCAAGGUGAUAUUUCAGGUUAAGGAUGACUCCCAUAUAGAGACCUAUGUGUCCCAGGAGCUUGUUGGAGCCGUUCUUGACCACUUUCUCUUCAAAAUAUUCAUAAUGGCCUCCAUCGUGGGCAAUUCCAUCAUCAUUGCUUUCCAAACCAGCCCUUUCAUAGCUGAGAGAUAUGCCACAGUUUUCAAUGUUUUUGAACAAAUAUUCCUGACCAUAUUUAUCUGGGAGAUUCUUGUCAAGUGGUACUACGGCUUCUACAUCUUUUGGAAGGAUGGCUGGAACAUCCUGGAUUUCAUGAUCAUUGCAUCUCUGAUUGUGGGUCCAGCUGUGAUGUCUCCGGGAAGCACCAACGUUCUCAGGAUUCUCAGAGUUCUGAGGGUGAUCCGCAGCAUCCGGGGCUUCGCUGCCCUGCGGGGCGUGGCCAUGAUGGUCCAGGUGAUCCUCCAGUCUAUCCCGGACAUGGCCAACAUCUUCCUGCUGCUGGUCAUCAUCAUGCUGGUGUUUGCGGUGUUCGGAGUCACGCUGUUCGGCGUGGCGGUGCCCUCGGCCUUCGGGGAUCUGGCCACGGCCAUGUACUCUCUCUUCAUCUGCAUCACGCAGGAUGGCUGGAUGAGCAUCUACCAGCAGUUUCAGACGGAGGAGGAGGGCUUGAUGUAUGGAGCUGCAGUCUAUUUCUUUGUCUUCCUGACGGGCGGCGCCUUCAUCUUCGCCAACCUGUUGGUUGCCGUGGUGACGACCAAUCUGGAACUCGCCAUGGCUGAGUAUGACGAGCACAGCUCCAGCCAGGGGGAUGACAAAGUCGCAUUGACCCAGAAACAGCUGGAGGAGGACUCUGUCACGGAUAUUGACACAGUUCACCUGGAAGAGGUGCUCCGGGAGACCAAGAUGACCCAGCGGCAAAAACCAUACAAGUACAGCUGCUUGGAGAACCUGACCAUUGAGUCCUAUGAAGAAUUCUGCAUGGUGCUGGAGGCCAUCCAGAAGAACAUCAAGGAUUACCAGAAGAUCCGCCAGGAGCUGAACAGUAUUGUGGGAGAAGUACAAGGGAUAUCCUUCAACCAGGAGCAGGAGCAGGAGGUGAUCAUGAGGAACAAACAGGCCUCACUGUUGCAGGACAACCUCCUGAUGAAUGAAAUUGCCACUGGCAGGACAGGGGACAUGCUGUCCACACUCAUGAUCCUGGAGAAGGCAAACAUAAUUGAUUCAGCAUCGCCCUCACCUGCUCUGUACCAGAAGGGGACUGUGCUUCAGGCGGCGAUGAAAGCAAAAAGGAAGUCUAUAUGUUAGGUCCCCAACAUCCUCUUCACCCACACUUCCACUGGGGAAAACCCUUUGAAACGCACUGAAGAAUAUUAUGUACCUAAACCCAUCCAUAUCAUUCCUUCCUUCCUUCCUUUGCUCAUGAUCAGUGAUCCAGCUCCCCAGGCAAGCUGUUCGAUCCUGGGUUACUUUUUCCUGAGUUUCCCUUGACCUUGCUGCUUCCACAGUACUGGAGUCAGGUGUGAUGUGGAAGGAUAUGCUGAUUAAAUAAGGUGGAGGAGAAAUAACCAGAAAUAAGAA